AUGAAUUCCGUCCCAAUCCUACUGGCAAUUAUUCUCGCUUUUGCGUCCAUCGUCUCCUCCCGAUCGUUCUUCUACGGGGCACUCAAAGACGAUGGAUCACCGGCAAAGGCUCAAAAAUUUCUGAAUCAACUGCAUUCUUCAUUCUUAUCUGGAAAUAGAGAAAGGAUCGCGGAGCAUUUCGCAGAUGAUGCGAAUUUCGAGACUUGUGGUGGCUUGGUUUUGAAUAAACUCGCCGCACUAGAAUACUUUGUUGCGAAAGGUUCGAAUGUUUCUAUGAAACCCACUGUUUCAACUAAAGAUCACGCCCGUACAUAUAACUAUUCUGGAGAAUCUUAUAUCGUUUCAUGUAUCAGCUCAGCGUUGCUUGUCAAUGGAAUGGGGAAACCGUUUAUGGCAUGGGCCACUUUGUAUUGGACUAAGAGUGGAGAAUAUGUGUUUGAUGGAUUUUCCUCAAUAAACUGUGAAUAUGAAAGACCUUCCGAAAAUUUUGGGGAUGGAUCGAUGAGUGUGACCUACGACUUCUUGGACUCUUUCAAAGAGGCUAUGAAGGAUCGAACGAAUAGAGGUGGAAUUCGUCGUUUCUUUUCUAAAAAUGUUCAUUUUAGCAGAGACAGCUGUAAUGACACUAACCAAGAUGACGUGGUCACCAUAGUAGAGAAUUUCUACCCCAUUGGUGGCAUUUUUUUCUCAAUUACACUUGAAAGCAGUCGAUAUGUUGAUGAGUCGAAAGAACGCAUUGAGUUCUCCGGAAGGUUCCACAAUGUGGACCCACUUCGUUACAAAGAAGAAGCCAUCCAGAUUCAAAAAGAAGAUGGGAUGUUUAAGUUUGUCGGUCGCAAAGAGUACCAGUGUAAUUGA
Messenger RNA from Caenorhabditis remanei, 858 nucleotides. RefSeq lists its product as uncharacterized. Bases 1 to 858 code for a protein of 285 amino acids. The record is from RefSeq and is a predicted model, not a curated record. NCBI's taxonomy places the organism in Eukaryota, Metazoa, Nematoda, Chromadorea, Rhabditida, Rhabditidae. The transcript has 3 exons.